AGACUUUUCUGGAAGAAAUACAUCUCCGAAGCCAACCAGCCAACUAACAUUAAAAGGAAACAACCUCUGCUUUCAAAUAUCAUUCGUCGAUUGAUUCACAAAUUGCAACUCCUUUUUUUAAUCAACACGAACACAAUAUACAGAGAGAGAGAGAGUGGGAGAUGGAUUUUGAACUGAGAAGAGCUAGAGAGAAGCUAGAGAAAGAGCAGAGAGAGAGGAAGGAGAAAGCGAGAUUGAAACUGCAAAAGGAAAAAAAAGCCAAAGAAGAGGCUCAUAAGCAAAGGGAAGCCAUCGAAGCUGUUCAAAGAUCUCGUCGUAUUGAUGCAGCCGAAGCCCAACUCAAGGCUGACCAAGAGAUGCAAGAAAACCUACUUGCUGGCAGAGGAAUUGUGUUUUAUAGAUUACUAGAAGCUGUACCAUAUCAAGGUGGUGGAGAUAAGAUCAAACUGCCUCCUUCUUGCUUCACAGAACUGUCUGAUCAGGGUGCUUUUGACAAGGGACCCUUAUACUUUCAGUUGUCAUCAGUUCAAGAGGAAAGCUCUUCAAGCAUCAAAAGUACAGAUAAAGAGAAUCAGGGGACCACCCAUUCAGGAGUUUUAGAAUUCACUGCUGAUGAAGGUUAUGUGGGUCUUCCUCCUCAUGUAUGGAAUAAUUUAUUUUCUGAAGGCACUACAAUAUCUCCAUUAAUUGAAGUGCGCUAUGUUUGGCUUCCUAAAGGGACAUAUGCUAAACUUCAACCUGAAAGAGUAGGAUUUUCUGACUUGCCAAAUCAUAAGGCUAUCCUUGAAACAUGUCUUCGGCAGCAUGCUACUCUUUCUCAAGAUGACAUUUUAACUGUAAACUAUGGAGAACUUGCAUACAAAUUAAGGGUGCUUGAGUUAAAACCUUCUUCAAGUGUAUCUGUUUUAGAAACAGAUAUUGAAGUUGACAUAGUUGAUCCUGAUACGUCCUCAGAAAAGACAGAUCAGCAUGUUUUAGUGCCAGUUGUAUUUGGAAUGUCACAAAUUGGAACAGUAGAAGAAGGAAAGUUUGUGUAUUACAAAUUUUCUAUAGACAAUGCCGCAUGGGAGAAAAUCUCUACUGGGAAUUCUUGUAUUGAGGUAAAAUUAGAAUCCGAGACAGAUGGGGGGGACACAGAUCUCUUCAUCUCUAGACAUCCUCUCUUAUUUCCUACAAGACACCAGCAUGAGUGGUCUUCUCAUGAUAUUGGCUCAAAGACUUUGAUUCUUAGCUCAAAAGAUCAAAACUUGGGUGCUGGGACUUACAGCGUUGGUAUAUAUGGCUUCAAGGGAAUGACUAAGUACAAAAUAUCAAUCAUGAUUCAGGAUAAUUUCAACCAAAAAGUUGGUCAGCAAGCAUCAUCUUCCAUGUCAUCUAUAGAAAUGGAUACUGAACAAUGCAGGAAUUGCAAGCAUUAUAUACCCACUACGACUAUUGCACUGCAUGAAGCUUAUUGUAGCAGGCACAAUGUUGUCUGUCAGCGUGCAGGCUGUGGAGUUGUUCUUAGGAUAGAGGAGUCUAAGAACCACAUUCACUGUGACAGGUGUGGUCAGGCUUUUCAGCAGGUAGAAUUAGAAAAGCACAUGAAAGUUUUUCACGAGCCACUUCACUGCCCGUGUGGAAUAAUCCUUGAGAAAGAGCAAAUGGUGGAGCAUCAAGCUUCAGUUUGCCCCCUGCGUCUAAUUACAUGCCGGUUUUGUGGUGAUAUGGUUCAAGCUGGGAGUACUGCCAUGGAUGUACGUGACAGAUUAAGAGGAUUAUCUGAGCAUGAGAGUAUUUGUGGUUCUAGGACUGCCCCCUGUGAUUCCUGUGGGCGUUCUGUGAUGUUGAAGGACAUGGACAUACACCAGAUUGCUGUUCAUCAAAAGGGCUAAAUUCUGACAUGUUCAUCUUAACGGGAACUUGUGAAGGAUUUUGAUAUCUGGGCGUUGAAUAGAAAUUAAAAGUAACAGGAAGAGAGAUUGUUGAGCAGAAACGUCUGUAUGUUCUACUAUGGAAGACCAGCUGCGGAUAUAUUUAAUUGUUGUUGCAAUUGGCAUUCAUUAUGUACGAAAUCAUGAUUUAUUUUUCUACUUCUGUAUGGAAAAUGUCUGCUGCUUUACAUCACUAAUUCUUUUAUAAACAUUGGUGAAGAAACCACAAGCAAGUGGAUUUGUUAUGCAAAUGUUUUACGAAAUAGUGAUUAGCUAACUGAAAGAUAUUGUGCAAUUUCCUGUUUUGAAUAAGAUUUUUCUGGUGCCUAUUCAAAUCUUAUUUAGGAAAAAAAAGCUAAAAAAUUGUCAGAUAUAAUCUCGUGGAGAAGGUAAAGUCUGCUUAGUCUUAAUUUUAUUAAGUAGUACUGAGUUAGAAUUAGUAGUUUUUGUUAUUAAACUUCAAUUUUGUGCCGUAGUCCAGCUUAUUGAUCAAUGUACAAAAUUAAGAAUACACUUCUCAAGAGUAAUAGGACUUAAGAAUUUACUUCAUUGC
Abrus precatorius (Indian licorice) is the source of this 2466-nucleotide messenger RNA. RefSeq lists its product as uncharacterized. The coding region runs from base 162 to 1874 and encodes 570 amino acids. The transcript is spliced from 3 exons. Lineage: Eukaryota; Viridiplantae; Streptophyta; Magnoliopsida; Fabales; Fabaceae. Gene Ontology annotation, molecular function: polyubiquitin modification-dependent protein binding. The record is from RefSeq and is a predicted model, not a curated record. Gene Ontology annotation, cellular component: VCP-NPL4-UFD1 AAA ATPase complex.